This is a messenger RNA of Trichomonas vaginalis G3, 516 nucleotides long. Its product is annotated as KilA, N-terminal/APSES-type HTH, DNA-binding family. The transcript has a single exon. Lineage: Eukaryota; Parabasalia; Trichomonadida; Trichomonadidae. The coding region runs from base 1 to 516 and encodes 171 amino acids. The record is from RefSeq and is a predicted model, not a curated record.
AUGUCAACAACAGAGAACACAACAACUGCUAUCGUUCAUGAAGCCAUAAAUGAAGAAUAUGAGUGGGUUCAGUAUAACAAACAACUCCGUCUCAUUCGUUCGGUCAAAGACGAUAUGUACCAGAUGCAAAGUAUUUUGACAGCAUGUUUUGCUCCAGAUACCAAACAUACAGACGAUUGGUUCAAAAACCAAAGCACACAAGAACUUUUGAGCGAAGCACAGCGAGACCGACUUUUUUCGGGGUCGCCUAAAACUCAUGAAAAUCGUAAAAAUUUGCCAAAUGGUUUGAGAGGUUGGUAUGUACAUAGACUUCUUGUAAAUGCUGUUGCAAUGUGGGCUUCGCCUCGUUAUGCUUGGUAUAUUUACAGACUUCUUGACGAAAUUCAUAGACAAGAACGUGAAGAGAUGGAAAAGAAACUUCAAGCAAAAGAUGAAGUCAUUGAAGCAAAAGACAAAAGCAUUCAGAAAAGAAUACCACGUUCGGUACCAAAAGGAAAGGAAAAGAACUAUAAGUAG